Molecule: messenger RNA, 450 nt
Organism: Strongylus vulgaris
Lineage: Eukaryota; Metazoa; Nematoda; Chromadorea; Rhabditida; Strongylidae
Source: the annotation of a GenBank genome assembly
AUGGCUUCACUAUCAUUAGCGGUUCAACUGGUCAAAUUUUUGAAAAUCAGUAGAAAAACUUUAACCGAUGUAUUGCUCUUUGUUACUCCUAUUGAAUUUACUUGCUAUGUUUACCUACGAGGAUCCAAACCUGGCAAAAAUGUACAACUAACGGAAAAUGAAAUCAAGGGAUUAUGCAUAAAGUCACGCGAGAUCUUCCUUAGCCAACCUAUACUGCUCGAAUUGGAGGCCCCUCUAAAAAUUUGCGAUUCUACAUCAUGGAAUUGGCUUACUUUUUCAUUGUUGAAAAGGCGGUUGCGGUACCUGAUCAAAGAAAAACUGCAAAGUAGUCCAUUGACGAGUGACUGUUGUUUUCAUCCUACCCCUCUAUCUCGCUGUAAUGUGAUAGAUUGUUUGCCUUUGAAAAGUAACUACAAUUUUUGGCUUCUUGUUCCAAAACUGAAGCAAUAG